Molecule: messenger RNA, 549 nt
Organism: Catharus ustulatus (Swainson's thrush)
Lineage: Eukaryota; Metazoa; Chordata; Aves; Passeriformes; Turdidae
Gene: IL23A
Product: interleukin 23 subunit alpha
Exons: 4
Coding region: 1-549 (182 amino acids)
Biological process (GO): positive regulation of T-helper 17 cell lineage commitment; positive regulation of T cell proliferation; immune response
Cellular component (GO): interleukin-23 complex; extracellular region
Molecular function (GO): cytokine activity
Source: RefSeq, a predicted model, not a curated record
AUGGCUCCGCUCCGCCGCCUCUGCCUCUGCGUCCUCCUCGCUCUGCUGCUGCCGCCCCCCGCGGCACCGGCACCGGCACCGGCCCCGGUCCCGCUUCACCGCCCGGACUGGGCCGCCUGCAGGAUCCUGUCCCGGGAGCUGUCGCGACUACUGGCGACAGUCAAAGAGCCGCACUCGGCGCUGGAGGGGAUGCAGCUGCUGGACGAGGACUCCCAGAAUUGGCCCCCCCGGAUCCGCUGCAGCGAUUCCUGUGACCCCCUGACGCUGGAGACGAACCACACGCGCUGCCUACACCGGAUCCGCCAGGCUCUCCAGCACUACCGGGACCUGCUGGGCUCCGACAUCUUCCGGGACCAGCCCCAGCCCCAGCUGGAGACCACGAUGGAGCAGCUGCUGCGCCACGUCCAGGAAGGACACGGCCACCACCCCCGGGUCCCCAUCAAGGUCUGGGAUUUCUGGGCUCAGCCGUACCAGCGGCACCAGGCGCUGAAGCGGCUCCGCUCCUUCGCUGCCGUCAUGGGCCGGGUGUUCAACCACAGCGCCCGCUGA